AUGGCCGAUAAAAGUUAUGUUAUUUCACUUCUUGGUUGUGCCAAUCUCAUCGAGUUGACAUUAGUUGCUGGUGAUUUUGUUGCCGUAUGUCUCACAUCAACUGGUUAUACUCAACUUGCCGAUUCUCAUUCGAACAUUAUUAAAUAUAAUGUGACUCCGACAUAUGGUAUCGAUUCGACGGCAUUUUAUGAUAUCGAUGUUUAUACGACCAAACAAGCUGAUCAAGUCAUUUUAAUAAUUAUAUUUGGUUUAACAUUAUUUUCAUUUCUUGCUCAUAUUAUAUUUAGCCUUCGUUAUCGAUACUCAUGGCAUAGACUGUCGAUUGGCGUAGCUUUCUUAUGUAUUAUCUAUGCAUUUACUCUGUUUGGCAUGUCAGUUGUUGUUGCUUGUUGGGAAGAUAAAUUGAGAAAACGAUUAACUAGUACAUAUCUAAAUAACCAAGCAAUUGUUAUGCCAAAUCGUUAUGUCAAACCGCAAACUGGUUCAGCUGCUGCUGCAGCAACAUUUGGGUUUGCUGCAUGUCUCAUAUAUCUUGCCGAAGCAUUAAUAAGAUUUCGCCAUUUAGCCGAUAAGAUUCAACUGUAA
Molecule: messenger RNA, 585 nt
Organism: Rotaria socialis
Lineage: Eukaryota; Metazoa; Rotifera; Eurotatoria; Philodinida; Philodinidae
Source: the annotation of a GenBank genome assembly